AUGAGGUCGCUCCUCCUCUUAGCCUCCACGGCCCUAGCGGCCGCGCUCCCAGCGCCCAUACCCAUACCAGCACCCACUCCACCGAAUAUUCCAUCUACAACAACUGCCAAAAGCGAGCUCGCGGGUUUGACUGUAGCUGCGCAAGGUUCCCAAGACGGAUACUCGCGAGAUCUGUUUCCUCACUGGAUCACUCAGAGCGGAUCUUGCAAUACACGCGAAGUCGUCCUAAAGCGCGAUGGUACCAACGUGGUACAAGAUUCCUCUUGUGCUGCGACGUCCGGAUCUUGGUACUCGCCGUAUGACGGCGCUACAUGGACGGCUGCCAGCGAUGUUGAUAUCGAUCACGUUGUGCCGCUUAGUAAUGCGUGGAAGUCCGGAGCCGCAUCCUGGACAACAGCUAAACGUCAAUCAUACGCAAACGAUCUGACAAAUCCGCAAUUGAUUGCUGUGACCGAUAACGUGAAUCAAGCGAAAGGAGAUUCUGGGCCCGAGGACUGGAAGCCACCGCUAACUUCAUACUACUGCACCUAUGCCAAGAUGUGGGUGAAGGUGAAGAGCGUGUAUAGCCUAACGAUUACGUCUGCAGAGAAGAGCGCGUUGACGAGUAUGUUGAAUACGUGCUAA
Molecule: messenger RNA, 624 nt
Organism: Lindgomyces ingoldianus
Lineage: Eukaryota; Fungi; Ascomycota; Dothideomycetes; Pleosporales; Lindgomycetaceae
Exons: 4
Coding region: 1-624 (207 amino acids)
Source: RefSeq, a predicted model, not a curated record